Molecule: messenger RNA, 835 nt
Organism: Hermetia illucens (black soldier fly)
Lineage: Eukaryota; Metazoa; Arthropoda; Insecta; Diptera; Stratiomyidae
Exons: 2
Coding region: 61-600 (179 amino acids)
Source: RefSeq, a predicted model, not a curated record
CGACGCAGUGGAUUGUUUACAUUUGACUUUGAGUGUAGUUUUGUACUCCAAAUACUCUGAAUGUGGCGUCUCUCUGGCAUUAUCAAUGUUUUUCUUUGGUUUUUAUAUUUUGUUCUUGGCCACCUUACACCUUCGGAGUGUCGUCCGCGAGUGCGCAUCACAAAAACCAGAUUUGAUUUUGAUGCAAGAAUAAGCAACGGGACAACCUGGCUCACUGAUGAUCGAACUGUCAAUGUCGUAUUCGAUUUGAAAGAGGAACUGAAAACAAUGAGGUCAAGGUUUAAAGUGGACUUGAUUCAUAAGCAACGCACGUUUAACGCUUUUAAUAUAACCCGAGACUACUGUGCCCAAAUAUCAAUCAUGAGUAAAAUUUGGACCGUCUUCCGACAAGCCUUCCUUCAAACUACGAACUUUCCCUCAUCAUGCCCUAUUCCCAAAAACACAUACUAUGUUCGUAAUUUGUCUUUCCCGGAGCAGUAUCUACCUAACUACAUGCCAGCGCUAAACUUUAUUGUGGAAACCACGUUUCUACAUCGAAUGUAUUUCAACCAGGAGGAAGUGCUAUUAAAGUACGUUGCGCAUGGAAGGUUGAUUCCGUAAAGAUGUUAUAGGAACCUCACAAUUUAUCGGUUUACAAACUGGGUGAACAUAUAAACUGUUUACUGUAACAAUAUAGUUUCAAUCAGCUUGUUUUCAACCACAUUCCACCAGUAAACAAUAUCAACUUUCGUCUAAAUAUGAAUGCCAGGAUAUUAUUAUGUCCAUUUUGCACAAUACCUUAAAAAGAAUUAUAAUUAAAAAUAAAUAAACCAAUAAAUAAAUAUAUAAAAUAUAA